Messenger RNA from Leopardus geoffroyi (Geoffroy's cat), 2048 nucleotides. RefSeq names its product peroxisomal biogenesis factor 12 (gene PEX12). Bases 626 to 1705 code for a protein of 359 amino acids. The record is from RefSeq and is a predicted model, not a curated record. Gene Ontology annotation, biological process: protein monoubiquitination; protein import into peroxisome matrix. Gene Ontology annotation, molecular function: protein binding; ubiquitin-protein transferase activity; zinc ion binding. Gene Ontology annotation, cellular component: peroxisomal membrane; peroxisomal importomer complex. The transcript is spliced from 3 exons. NCBI's taxonomy places the organism in Eukaryota, Metazoa, Chordata, Mammalia, Carnivora, Felidae.
GGUUUCCGGCCACGCUAGAGCGCCUCCCGUCCGCCAGCCAUCCCAGUCCCCAGCGGCUUCUAUUUCCGGGUGCGGCUCCUGUCAUAAAGCGGGGGCCUCUCUACAAACGUGGAAUCGUGGGUCCUUCGCGCCUCGCCGGGGGUCAGCGCGCAAGGACGGUCCCUGGCGGGGGUACUUUGCAGCCAACGGCUGGAGCCGGUCUUCGCGUACCGAGUCCGCACUGGCACCUCUAACCCCUCAGAGCUAGCUGGCUCUUGAGCCCUCACGAGUUAGAGUCCCUGAUUCGCAGCCUCCAGGGCUGCAGCUCCAGAAGAUAUCACUCCUUCGCCCAUCCCUGUCCCCAUAGGCAUGCUCUGCCCUGUGAGGUACAGCAUUUGACAAGUCACCCCUACCCCACACACCACUUCCACCCGCGUCGGCCUUAACUUCGUUCUUAACCUCCUUUUGAGACCCCUCCCUUCUGCCUCCAGAAGAGGUCUUUUCCCCCCACUUCCGUGAAAGAGGAGUUUUGGGUCUCUUGCAGAAAGAUUACCUUUAAGACUGAGCACCUAUUUGAUAACUAAAACAAGUUCAUGCUUACUAAAGAGUUUGUGGGCAAAGUGAAACCCAGUGCACACGGGAAAUUAUGGCUGAGCACGGGGCUCACAUCACAACUGCUUCUGUGGUGGAUGACCAGCCAUCCAUCUUUGAGGUGGUAGCACAGGAGAGUUUAAUGACAGCAGUGAGACCUGCUCUUCAGCAUGUGGUCAAGGUUCUUGCAGAAUCCAAUCCUGCCCACUAUGGCUUCUUUUGGAGGUGGUUUGAUGAAAUCUUCACCCUGCUAGAUCUUCUGCUCCAGCAGCAUUAUUUGUCCAAAACCAGUGCCUCAUUCUCUGAAAAUUUUUAUGGCUUAAAGCGCAUUGUAAUGGAGGACACACACAAGCUUCAGAGGUUGGCCAGUGCUGGUCUCCCAAAGCAGCAGCUUUGGAAGUCAAUUAUGUUCCUGGUUCUUCUUCCCUACCUGAAAGUGAAGCUUGAGAAGCUGGUUUCUAGCCUGAGAGAAGAGGAUGAAUAUUCUAUUCAUCCCCCUUCUUCCCGUUGGAAACAGUUUUAUAGAGCCUUCCUGGCAGCCUACCCAUUUGUUAACAUGGCAUGGGAAGGCUGGUUUUUUGCACAACAACUUCGAUACAUCCUAGGAAAGGCUCAGCAUCACUCACCACUGCUGAGGCUGGCUGGUGUUCGGUUAGGUCGACUUACAGUUCAGGAUAUACAAGCUCUGGAGCACAGACCAGCUGAAGUCAGCAUGAUGCAGCAACCAGCCAGGAGUGUUGGUGAGAAGAUAAAGUCAGCUCUGAAGAAAGCUGUGGGAGGUGCUGCCUUAUCCCUCUCUACUGGCCUUUCUGUGGGAGUAUUCUUUCUGCAAUUCCUUGAGUGGUGGUACUCAUCUGAAAAUCAAGAAACCGUCAAAUCGCUGACUGCCCUACCUACUCCGCCACCACCUGUACACCUGGACUACAAUUCUGAUUCUCCUCUGUUACCCAAAAUGAAGACUGUGUGCCCACUGUGUCGUAAAACCCGGGUGAAUGAUACUGUUCUUGCCACCUCUGGCUAUGUGUUUUGUUAUCGCUGUGUGUUUAAUUAUGUCAGGAGUCACCAAGCUUGUCCCAUAACAGGUUAUCCAACAGAAGUACAACAUCUAAUUAAACUGUACUCCCCUGAGAACUGAAAGGGAUUAGCAUUUUAUCUCACAACAAAAUUACUGCACUAUAAGGCCACAGGACUGAUUUUCAGCACAGUAUGUAGCAUUGUUUGAUACUUCUCAUCCUCUACUCAUAAUUAUAUGGACUUUAAAUAACUGACCCCUGAACAUGUGUUCACCGGCCCCCCACAUAUAACUUUUGAAUCCCCCAAAACUGAACUACUAAUAGCCUACUGUUGACCAGAAGCCUUACGAAUAAAUAGUCAAUUAACACACAUUUUGUAUGUUACAUGUAUUAUAUACCGUAUUCUUGCAGUAAAAUAAGAUAGGGAAAAUACUAAGAUUAAGAGAAAGUACCUUGGGGCGCCUG